Mesitornis unicolor (brown roatelo) is the source of this 316-nucleotide messenger RNA. RefSeq names its product secretoglobin family 1C member 1-like. The annotation marks the transcript as partial. NCBI's taxonomy places the organism in Eukaryota, Metazoa, Chordata, Aves, Mesitornithiformes, Mesitornithidae. The record is from RefSeq and is a predicted model, not a curated record. The transcript has 3 exons.
AAAGCGGCGCUCUGCCAUGAAGCUGACUGGUGCUCUGCUCAUCGCCACGGUGCUCUGCAGCUCCCUUGGGGCUGGCUCUGCUCAUGAGGUUGUCCCCAGCUUCCUGCAGACGCUUCUUGAGGGCUCUGCCGAGCAGCUGUACGCCGGACCCAUUUCCCAGUAUCACCUGGAUGAUUUGACCAGAGCUGCUUUGACCGCAUUAAAGGAAUGCAUCGAUGAGCUUUCUCCUGAGCAUGUGAAGGCCCUCAUCAGUCUGCUGCUGUCUGGGGAGUUCCUGGUGACCGGGCUUUUCGACAUCAAUGCCCCAGAGACAUGA